Messenger RNA from Westerdykella ornata, 5111 nucleotides. RefSeq lists its product as uncharacterized. The record is from RefSeq and is a predicted model, not a curated record. Gene Ontology annotation, molecular function: protein binding. The transcript has 4 exons. NCBI's taxonomy places the organism in Eukaryota, Fungi, Ascomycota, Dothideomycetes, Pleosporales, Sporormiaceae. The coding region runs from base 448 to 4884 and encodes 1478 amino acids.
CAAAUAUGAACACGACACCACUGGGCAGCAUGCGUUGGGUAUUGGGAGUUUUGGACGGUGGAUGGGCAGCGGCGGCAGCUCAUUGGCCAGUAAUGCUCGCCUCACUUCGGAGACUUGGGCCAGAGCUUCGAUGUCACAGCUCUUUCCUCCUUCCCUUUCACUCACCUCUCACCUCUCACCCUCUAACAACCCGCCACCUGUAUGCCAACCGCGGAGGAAGCUAUAGCUCGACGAGUUCCUUCUUGAGACCCCUUUACUCACUAGAGACAGCUUUGCUGCCGUCCUCAGCUUUCCUCCGACGCUCGCGCUACCCAUCUCUCGCCUGUAAGCUGGCACUUAGAGAAUCGAGCUUGCUAUACACCUGUUCAUUUACAUAUGCGUCCUAUCGGCCGAGUGCGUGGGGUGGGGCUCCCGGCGUGAGCUCCUCCGGGGUGGGGUGGAUACAUUAUGGACGAACGCGAGACGAGUGUGUCGUCGUCUUCCGACUUCUACGGAUCGGACCAGAAGUCAAAUACACGGAGUAGCAAUUCGCUUCAGCCACAUCUACCUACCAAACGCAAGGCUGAGGAAGCCGAAGUGCUACCCGGAAAGAAGCAGAAGCUUGACUCUCCCCUCGCGUUUCCUACAACUGAACUGUUACCAUGCGCUGGGCUUCCGCCGGCGGUAUGGCAACACAUCUUUCUUUUUUGUCCCCUCAAGACGCUGGGUCGAUUGCUUCAAGUCAAUCGAUCUUUUCAUUUCUAUCUGACAGAGAUCCGCGAUGCUGCCUUCCUGAAUUCAAAUCCCAGCUCUCUUCGGCUUCUGAAGUCCGAAUCGAUUUGGGCGUCCGCACGCAAUAUGCACCCUACGAAGCCUCCGAAACCCCUUCCCGGCUUUACUGAGAUUGACAUGUGGCGUCUUGUUUGGUCUAAAACAUGCCAGUUCUGUCAGAAACCCGCUUUCUUUACUCCAGGAGAGAAAAUAUGGCAAAGGGGCCCAGGGCCAACAGGGGUGCGCGUUAUAUGGCCUUUUGGUAUCAGAGCUUGCGGCUCCUGUGUCACGUCGAGGUGUCAAACUGAUGCAAGCCUCCUUUUCUCCAACGCAUCUGCACUCCGUCCCGCUCUCCCCUUCGCACUUAUUACGAGUGAUGCCAAUUAUAUACCCGCUUAUACUCUCCAAGCUGCUACAACUCCUGCGCAUGUGGAAAUCUCGAAGUACUAUUAUAAGCCUCAUGUGGUGGAGCUUACCGAGGAGCUCGAGCGAGCCCUGAGUUUGGGACCAGCUGCUGCUGAGGAAUGGUACAAGGGCUUAGAAGUGAGAGGAAAAGACCGAAUGAAAUGUUACGAAAACUGGGAACGUUGGGAAGUGAAAUAUCAGUGGUGGGAGAAACAUCAGGCCACAAAGACGACUCCUCCAACAACCUCUUUAGCUCCAAGGAACUCCCCUCGGCGACGUCUAUCGCCUUCUCAGCCUCAAACAUCGGCUAUAAUCCAUGCUCCGGUUCCUGUCCUCACAAGUACUCCUCAUCCUCCAACGAGCAAGGCGUACGCACUGUCGGUGACAAAUACUCCACUACCAGCGCCUACGGUAGGAGCACACAUUCCGCGUGGCGAGCGGAACCUCCACGACGCGAUUGAGGCGAAGGCGAAUCGCAAAUUGGAGAUUGAGCGCCGCGCCAUGCUUCUUGAUCCACCCAUUCCGCCGACCAUUUUGCGUCACAUGGAAUCUUUCAAAGCAGCCAUACAGAUUUCACAGCCCCUUAAUGACUAUGCUUGGAGCAUGCUCUAUCCUCGGUUGCUAGCACAACUCCCGGAAGCACAGCAAGCUGAAUUAGAGCAUUCCUCACGGCUCGCAUCUGCCAAUUCUAGAGUAGCAGACCGACGUCUACACGACCCCAGUGCAAAGGAACUCAAGGACGCGUUGGACCGUGAAUGGGAGGAAUUGCAGAGACCGGUUCGGGACAAACUUAACGCUCUUGCCGAUGAUAUCAUCAAUCAAGACUGGGACCGCGGCAGAGCCGUCACGCUUGAGAACAGCCCAAAUUUCGCAGCUGAUCUCCUGGUAAACAUCCGCCGAAGAUAUUAUGCCGAAGUCGGUGAGGGUGCUAUCCCAUCGAACACGCAGAACUCUGACCCCUCAAUCGUCCACGGAAGGAGAAGACUUGUCUUGGAGAAUAUGAAGUGGGUGUACGAUCACAAACUGAAGCCUCUGACUGAACAGUUCCGCAAAGAGCUCUUUUUGUGCAACGGAAGCGGCUGCGAGGGAAAUCCUCGCUUCUACGGGUUUGAAGGAGUUAUACAGCAUUUUGCAGCUAAGCACACUAACGCCUUCAGCAGAGGCAACAUAGUUGUUGCAUGGAGAGACGCAGAAUGGCCAGAAGAGACCCCAUUCCAUCCGGAUCCUAUCUCAGUUAAAAAUGCCCAUCACCAUGGCUCGUACCAUCCCGGAUAUGGUCGUCCUGGAACGGUCACACCUCAUAACAUACAGUCAACCAUCCCAAAGGCAAGCCCUUCUCCGUAUAUAUAUAGUAGCCAGUUCCCUGGGCCUUUCCCGCCGCCAAACCUUGCACCCCAAGCAGGCUCCGGUGAUGAUGAUGCUCAACCGUACGCGGGAUCCAAAGGGACAUUCUUGCAGCCGCAGAUUGGACCACCAGAGUAUGCAGCCAGGGCGAGCAUGCAUGGCCAGAUUGCAUCCCCAUCUUUGGGAAACCGUAUUCCUGUGUCUUCCGCCAAUCAUCGGCCAACCUCUCAUGCAGAUGUAGCGAGGACUCAUGACCCAGGAUCUGAGAACAACCCCUCCGGGCGAGAGAUUCGGUUUGAGGCGCACCGGAAACAAGUGAGUACUAUCAUCCAAGCGGCCCAGAAAGUGUGGAGACAGACUUCUGCCGUUCAUGAUAUUCCCAACGGUCUUCGGCUUUAUGUUCUCUUACAUCAUGUCAUUUCAAGAUCUCGUUUGGAGUUCCACCACGAACUCACUUGGGCUCAGUUUCGUGACGCGUUUUUGAGCCCUGAAAUGCCAAGCGCCAUAAAAUAUGCUUCUGGCCUUUUCUGCAAAGCUUGUGGGAUUGCCUCCCCUCCUCGGACUGUUGCUCCUUCUACCAGGCUUCACGAACGAACAUCUUAUUCCUCGCUGGACCUUCUCCGUCAUUUUGAAUCCCAACAUAUGACCUCUCAAGACCAAGGGCAUGGGAGCGGCCAAGUUAUUCCCUUGGACUGGAAGGAGGAUAUGAUAGAAAUUCCUAGCGGUCGUUUUAUAUCGGACCUAAUCCAUAAUCCAAGAAUGGACGACGAAACAUUACAUCUUUUUGCUGCUGUAUUUACCAGGCGGUUUCCAAGUCCCCUUCCAAGGACAGGCGGCAACCAUGGAAUAUCAUCUUAUCUAUUGGCCAACACCAUUCGUAACACCUCGCCACUGCCUAGAGGUUUAGUUGCGUCACUGGAGCAUUCUGGGCCAUCUCCGUUAGAUCCACAUUUCACGGACUCUCCAGAACCGCCUAAACCCAGUCAAGAUGAGUAUGACCCCCACCGUCCAGCCUUAGUUGCACCAGCAAGGCCUUCCAACUCAGUGCGUAUGCCAAAAUCUAGGAGGCAGUCGCCAGUGGAAUCUUUGGCUCGCCAUGAAGGCGAAUACGUUUAUCGGCCUUAUGCUCCUAUGGAUGAGGUUUACAACUCCAACUAUCAAUCCACCACUCGAAACCAGAUAUCCCGGGACCACGAUCCUGCAGCCAGAGAAGCACCCAUGCGCUAUGCCGUGUAUACAGGGUAUGAGGACAACCAAGACGUGCCCAACAGGACCGUCGCAUAUGCACGUCCACACGACUCGGACGGAUCCGAAAGGUAUCUGAUGCACGCAUAUCAGGAGCACGACCAUGGUAACCAUGAAAUAUAUACGGCAAGAGGGGCAAUAGCUCGGCCAAGAAGCCAUGUUUAUCAACCAUAUGAAGCAGACCGGUUGCAUGAAGCAACCGGACCAAUGGAAACGCCAGUUACUGGAGCUACGGACCCCAACUUCCAUCCCCAAGGAUUGCAAAAAGCUGUUGGUCUUAACACUGAUCCUGAGCAUGAAUUAGGGAUCAGUCCAAAGCCGACUGACCGUCAUGAAGGGCGAUUCCAUGAACUGGGUCAUCGUAAGGCACUCUCGGCUGCCUCCAAUGAUUCAGAUCGUGGAGAACGUGUCCCUGGUGUGCCGACUUCUAACCGGACAAGCGAACUCCAGAGUCGCAAUGAUAGGCAUGGCUAUGUCCCCGCUCGAUAUUAUCGAUAUAUGAAGGUUGUCCGUGACGAUCCGUACGGUCGCGGUUCACACGGAGGGCGUUCUCAAAAUAAACGAUAUGAGCGCUACGAAGAGCAACAACGUCGGUUUGAACAAGAAGAAAUCCCAUCUGGACAUGACCGCACUGCAGACCGCCAUCCUGAAAACCCUACGGUACGCAGAAUGUAUCCGGCAGAACCCUAUACCGCCCCAUUACGGCGUUUAUCCCGUGAGCAUCUCCCACACGAUAACCGCACACCUCCGCCUCCACCUCCGCGGCAUCCUUACACUCGCUCACCAGAACAUCAUGGCGGCCCUUCACCCGUCUACUAUGACCAAUACGGGCGCCCACUAUACGAAUAUGAAAUCGUACACGUAGCGGACGACUCAAGGCUAAGACGCCCCUUAUACCCCCCCGAAAGCUACUAUGUGGAGCACGAUUCUGGCCGGCCGCAGCUCAUUGCUUGGGAUGUACCACCGCCGCGACACCAAAGUCGUGGGCAUGAAUACGUUUAUUAUGAAGACAGGGGACAUUCGAUACCAGCAGGUCAUCCUGUCCCAGACCCUCAUAGGAAGGCAGCAGUCUAUGAUCCGCCACCGCCAGAGAUCAAGGUCGAGUGUGGGCCUGCUCUGGGACCUGAAGGCCCACCGUAGCAUGGCGUUCGUGGCGGGGUUUAUACGUUUCGUCGUGCAAGUCUUGUUUUGGGCAGGAGUUCUAUACCAUUCUCGAUUCACUUUCCACUGUGCUAGGCGGUCGGUUUCUACCUGUCAGCAGAUGUUAGUGCAAGUGCGCAUAGUUAAGAGGCGUUUGUGAACCUGAUGGGUAAUGCCUAAUGUACAAUUUGGUAAUCUAAUCCCUUGUUCGUCCGAAGGACACGGGC